Molecule: messenger RNA, 953 nt
Organism: Exaiptasia diaphana
Lineage: Eukaryota; Metazoa; Cnidaria; Anthozoa; Actiniaria; Aiptasiidae
Exons: 4
Coding region: 25-495 (156 amino acids)
Source: RefSeq, a predicted model, not a curated record
AACCUUUGUGUUCUUGUGUUGAAAAUGACCAUGGAUUCCAGAUGGCUGCGUCUAGUGUUGAUGCUUUCUGUCUUCGUAUUUGAAGUUUUCAGUGGUAUUGUCAAUCCUGGGGAYAUUGUAAAGACAGAGGAUGAAGAGGCCAGGUUUUUAUGGAAUUCAACUGGAAGUAGUAUUCUUGAGGCUAAAUGGGGACUGUUUGACGRGACUUUUGCAGUGUUGCCUUUCUUCAUUAAAGUAAAUGUUUUCAAUCCGGGARUUGCUCARUACAGUCUGGAUUUGGUUACGAGUCAAGCUUCSCGGUAUAGAAAUCGAGUAAAGUUUAUUGGCAACAUCACUUUAGGACGUGCAUGGUUCAUUCUUACAAAUCUAUCAACAAGUGACACCAGAGAGUAUGCUGCUAGGAUAAAAGAAUUUGGUGAACCCUUUAAAGUUUUUCGAGUGAAGUUAACAGUUUUGCCAGCACCUACAACAACUGCUCGCCCAUCAACAACUUGAGAAUCCGAAACUAGUGCAACAACACGUUUUUAAACCCACUGCAUGCUGAGAAAAUAUAGAGAGAGACAACAAGAAGAGAGAGACUGAACAAACUUCAAUCAAGAUUGAGUCAACAAGAGAACCUAUCAAUUGGAGUUGCAUUGUGUUGAGCUGUUUUUUUUAAUGAUAGCACACCACACUUGUAUAGAGUCUAGUGACUUUACUCAUGACAGAUUAUGUAUAUGUGGCCUAUACCUAUGACCUGACGUAAGCUUAAUAAACAUUAAUCCCUUGCAUCAAGUCUGACUGUAAUAGUGACCGGGUGAAUCGUCAACUUUAGAUAUUUUGGUUCGAUGACUAUGUACGAAAGAACGCACACGAGUCUCCUGGAAAACAAUGGAUAAUCUUGAUUUGUUCUUUUUUUUUUCCCGGAGCCUCGCCUGACUAUACCAUACAAGUAAAGGUCCGUUUACACGAGA